CACGAUGACUACUGCUGCAAGACCAACAUUUGAACCCGCCAGAGGAGGGCGAGGAAAAGGAGAAGGAGAUUUGAGUGCACUGUCAAAGCAAUAUUCAAGUCGAGAUCUUCCCGGUCACACAAAGAUCAAGUAUAGGCAACCAACUCAGGAUGCUCCUGAGGAGGUGCGUGCCCGUGACUUCCGCAGGGAGUUGGAGGAGAGGGAGCGUGUAGCUGUGCGUGAAAAGACAAGAGAGAGGGGACCAAGAGAGCACACCACAUCCUCUUCCUCAUCCUCCUCGUCUUCAAAGAGACCCAGACUGGAUCAAAUUCCAGCAGCUAAUCUCGAUGCGGACGAUCCCCUUACCGAGGAUGACGAGGAUGACAACUCUGAGGACGAUAGCGAUGAUGAUGACACCGCAGCACUUCUCGCAGAACUGGAGAAGAUUAAGAAAGAGCGAGCUGAAGAACAAGAACGCAGGGACCGGGAGCAAAAAGCAGAGGAGGAGAGGAUCCGAAUGGAGAAUAUAUUAAGUGGCAAUCCAUUGAUUAAUUUGGCAGGACAGCAGCAGCAGCAGCAACAACAACAACAACAGCAGCAACAACAACAAAUCGCUCUGGCUCAGAACACAUUCAAGGUCAAGAGAAGGUGGGAUGAUGAUGUGGUGUUUAAGAACUGCGCAAAAGGACUGGACAAAGCACGCAAAGAGAAACGCUUCAUCAAUGAUACGCUGCGCUCUGAGUUUCACAAGAAAUUUAUGGAAAAAUAUGUCAAGUAGACUGUGAAGUGUAUUCCUGUGGUUUCUUUUUUUAGUUUACAGUAGUUACCCUCUGUAGCAAGGAUGAUCUGUUGUCAUUGAAAUAAAAUUUCUUACAUAAAUUUGUUUGAACAGCAACUUUAAUCUUGUAUAUAAAUGUGAGCGCCAUAAUUAAAGAUCGUAAAACAUACAA
Messenger RNA from Syngnathus typhle (broad-nosed pipefish), 929 nucleotides. It is a transcript of the gene cwc15, whose product is annotated as CWC15 spliceosome associated protein homolog. Gene Ontology annotation, cellular component: catalytic step 2 spliceosome. Lineage: Eukaryota; Metazoa; Chordata; Actinopteri; Syngnathiformes; Syngnathidae. Gene Ontology annotation, biological process: mRNA cis splicing, via spliceosome. The transcript has 6 exons. The record is from RefSeq and is a predicted model, not a curated record. Gene Ontology annotation, molecular function: RNA binding. Bases 5 to 757 code for a protein of 250 amino acids.